Molecule: messenger RNA, 3677 nt
Organism: Antrostomus carolinensis (chuck-will's-widow)
Lineage: Eukaryota; Metazoa; Chordata; Aves; Caprimulgiformes; Caprimulgidae
Gene: IPO8
Product: importin 8
Exons: 24
Coding region: 101-3067 (988 amino acids)
Biological process (GO): protein import into nucleus
Cellular component (GO): nuclear envelope; cytosol
Molecular function (GO): small GTPase binding
Source: RefSeq, a predicted model, not a curated record
CUAUAAGAUCAUCAAUUUUGCUCCAAGUCUCCUACAAAUCAUAGUAUCAGAUCAAGUUGAAUUCCCAGUGCGGCAAGCAGCUGCCAUAUACCUGAAGAACAUGGUGACGCAGUACUGGCCGGACCGUGAGCCACCUCCUGGAGAAGCAGUAUUUCCAUUCAACAUUCAUGAAAAUGAUCGUCAACAGAUUCGUGAUAACAUCGUAGAAGGAAUAAUUCGUUCUCCUGACUUAGUGAGAGCCCAGCUGACCAUGUGCCUCCGGGCUAUCAUUAAACAUGACUUCCCCGGCCACUGGACAGCCGUGGUAGACAAGAUAGGCUACUACUUGCAAUCUCAGAACAGUGGGAGUUGGCUUGGCAGCCUCCUGUGCCUGUACCAGCUGGUGAAGACUUAUGAGUACAAAAAAGCAGAGGAGCGAGAUCCUCUCAUAGCAGCAAUGCAGAUAUUUUUGCCUCGGAUUCAGCAGCAGAUGAUCCAGCUUCUGCCCGAUAACUCCCAUUACUCUGUACUGCUUCAGAAACAAAUCUUAAAAAUCUUCUAUGCUCUUGUUCAGUAUGCGUUGCCGCUCCAGUUGGUGAACAACCAGACUAUGACGCAGUGGAUGGAGAUCUUCCGUACCAUCAUUGACAGAAACGUACCUCCAGAGACUUUGCAAAUUGAUGAAGAUGAUAGACCGGAGCUGGUGUGGUGGAAAUGCAAGAAGUGGGCAUUGCAUAUUGUAGCUCGUCUUUUUGAACGGUAUGGAAGUCCUGGAAAUGUAACUAAAGAAUACUUUGAAUUCUCAGAGUUUUUUUUAAAAACUUACGCAGUGGGCAUACAACAGGUUCUUUUAAGAAUCUUAGACCAAUACAGGCAAAAAGAAUAUGUUGCACCACGUGUUCUUCAGCAAACGUUAAAUUAUCUGAACCAAGGGGUUAUUCACUCUGUAACAUGGAAGCAAAUGAAGCCACACAUACAGAGUAUAACAGAAGAAGUGAUAUUCUCUCUAAUGUGCUACAAAGAUGAGGAUGAAGAGCUCUGGCAAGAGGAUCCAUAUGAAUAUAUCCGCAUGAAAUUUGAUGUGUUUGAGGAUUAUGCAUCCACUACAACAGCAGCACAGAAUCUCCUUUAUACUGCUGCAAAGAAGAGAAAAGAGGUAUUACCAAAAAUGAUGGCAUAUUGCUACCAGAUUCUGACAGAGCCAAACAUUGAUCCAAGGAAAAAAGAUGGAGCUUUGCAUGUUAUAGGAUCCCUAGCAGAUAUUUUACUGAAGAAGAGUGUCUUCAAGGAUCAGAUGGAGCUGAUGUUACAGAAUCAUGUGUUUCCAUUGUUCAUGUCUAACCUGGGGUACCUCAGAGCCAGAUCCUGUUGGGUACUUCAUUCAUUCAGUGCUUUGAAAUUUCACAAUGAGCUGAACUUGAGGAAUGCGGUAGAGUUGGCAAAGAAGAGCCUGAUUGAUGAUAAGGAAAUGCCUGUCAAAGUAGAAGCAGCCAUAGCUCUUCAGACGUUAAUAAGCAACCAGGAGCAAGCCAAGGAGUAUGUGAAGCCUUAUGUAAGGCCAGUUAUGCAAGAGCUCUUGCACAUUGUUAGAGAGACGGAAAACGAUGAUCUCACCAAUGUCAUCCAGAAGAUGAUCUGCGAGUACAGUCAGGAGGUCGCUACUAUCGCCGUUGACAUGACUCAGCACCUGGCUGAAAUAUUUGGUAAAGUACUUCAGAGUGAGGAAUAUGAGGAGGUAGAGGACAAAACAGUUAUGGCCAUGGGCAUCUUGCACACGAUUGACACUAUCCUGACAGUUGUGGAAGAUCACAAGGAGAUAACUCAACAGCUUGAGAGCAUUUGUUUGCAGAUCAUUGGCCUUGUUUUGCAGAAACAUGUUAUAGAGUUUUACGAAGAAAUUCUUUCCUUGGCCUACAGCCUGACAUGCCAGAUGAUUUCACCUCAAAUGUGGCAGCUUUUAGGUGUUCUAUACGAGGUUUUCCAGCAGGAUUGCUUUGAGUACUUUGCAGAUAUGAUGCCUCUCUUGCAUAAUUAUGUGACCAUUGACACCGAUACUUUACUGUCUAACCCAAAGCAUUUAGAAAUAAUUUAUGCUAUGUGUAAAAAGGUGUUAACAGGAGAUGCAGGAGAAGAUGCAGAGUGCCAUGCAGCCAAACUCCUAGAGGUGAUUGUUCUUCAGUGCAAAGGACGGGGUAUUGACCAGUGUAUUCCACUCUUUGUGGAGGCUGUUCUGGAGCGAUUAACCAGGGGAGUUAAAACCAGCGAGCUUCGUACCAUGUGUCUUCAGGUUGCCAUAGCUGCACUCUACUACAACCCUGACCUGCUCCUGCACACCUUAGAGAACAUCAGAUUUCCACACAAUCCUGAGCCCAUCACUGCACAGUUCAUAAACCAGUGGAUGAAUGACACAGACUGUUUUCUGGGACUCCAUGACAGAAAGAUGUGUAUAAUAGGACUGAGCAUCCUAAUGGAAUUGCAGAACCGACCGCCUGCGGUGGACGCUGUGGCUGCUCAGAUCGUCCCUUCAGUCCUCCUCCUCUUCCUGGGCUUAAAACAAGUUUGCGCCUCACGAGAACUCACAGAACAUGAGGAUCAUGCUAAAGAUGAAAAGCACAUUGCAGAAGAUAAUGAAGAGAUACCGAGUGAUGAGGAGGAGACAAAUGAAGUGAGCCAGGCGAUGCAAGAGAACCAUGGUGGAGGAGGAGGAGGAGGUGGUGGUGGUGGUGGAGGUGAAGAGGAAGAGGAUGAAGAUGAUGAUGAUGAUGACUGGGAUGAAGAUGCGUUGGAAGAGACUGCCCUUGAAGGGUUCAGCACACCUCUUGACCUUGAAAAUGGUGUUGAUGAAUACCAGUUUUUUACGCAAGCACUUUUAGCGGUGCAGAGCCGAGAUGCAGCAUGGUACCACUCGCUGACAGCACCACUGAGCGAAGAUCAGAAGAAACAGCUGCAGGAAAUUUAUACAUUAGCAGAACACCGGAGAAACGCUGCAGAGACUAAGACAAUAGAACAACAAAGUGGCUACACAUUUGACAACAAAGGACUGAUCACAGCGUUAAACUUUGCGGGAGGUACUCCUGGUGGCAACUGAAGGAUCAACGACAAAGGUCAAUGGGAAGGGUCUCAUCAUUACAUUUUCUUGAAAUCAUCGUGACUUCUGAGUGACAGGGGAGGGUAAUUUAAUGCUGCUGAAGGUUUCCUGGAAAAUCGCAGUGCGCUCCCCCCACCAGAAUGUUCUUUCUUAACCAGCUACUGUAAUGUACAAAUUCUUGUGGUGUUUUUAUAAUUGGGAUGGACUGAAAGGAAGCUAUUUGUCCUCAAGGAACCUGAAUGACUGGGAGGGGCCAGGCUGCAUCUAAUCGAGUUGCACUUCUCAGGUUUUUGCUGUGCAGGAUUGAUAGAUUCAUAUGGAUAACAGUGCCUUCUGUUGUACGUGGGUUGCCUGAACAAAUGGAUUUUGGAGUGCAUUAUAAUUUUGUAAGUGUAAGGACAUUUCUUGAUACACUGUAAGCCUUGGUUCCAUGUUUUCCAGUCACCUGCUUUUUCCUACUCGGUUUAAUCGUUUGUUGGUUGCGUACACAUUGCUGGAUUCAGAAGAUUAUCUUCCCUAUUUGAUGGAGACCAGGGAGGUAUCUGUUGAAGUUGCAAAGCAUGCACUGGUUACAUCAAAAGUCUUAACAAAAUUGCAGAUUUUCCCUUGA